UCCUUCACUCCCUUUCUUUCUUUCUUAAUUUUUUUCUGCCUCCCUCCUCCUUCUUUCUUAUCCGGCCAUCUGGCUCUCACGGUCCAGAAGGAAGAGUUCUCGCUCUGGGUUUCUCCGUCCGCACUCAUGCCUCGUUUGAUGAAACUGUUCUUUCUCGUCCUCCUCGUCUUAUUCGUCUUCGUUUCACCUUCCGAAGCGAAAAAGAAGACGAAGCAGAAGUCCGGCGAGGACAAAAUCCUCAGCUCCGGAGACCUGAGCACUAAAAAUGGCGACCGCUGCACCUGGCAAACUCGAGAGGGCAAAAACAACAUGGUGCUCCAGAUCAAAUGCUCCACCCACUCAGAGGAGGCGGUGCUCGAGUCCACCAAUUACGAGUGCGAGUUUAAGGGAAAACCGAACGAAUGCCCCGCCUACGUAGACAAACCCACGCAAUACUGGAAGCAGGUUUUAGGGAAGCUGAAAAGGCAAUCGAGCUGCAAAGGAAUAAAAGUGCUGAAGGCCAACAUGUGCAAAAACGCCCCAAACACCUCCCACAUGAAGCUGGUGAGGGACAAGGAGGAGAAGAAAGACGAGGAGCUUAUGAUGAGAGACGAAGGGAUGUCGGACGGAGAAGCGGAAACGGAGAGCUACUGUGCGGAAGGAUGGGAUCCCUUCUGCCACUUCUUCACCAAGCUCCUGUAAAAAAAUAUUAACCUUCUGGGAAAAUAAAUGUUACAAGAUAAUUCACGUUAAAUAUAUUAACUCGCACUGACACGUCACUGUGUAACACGUUCACACAAUCAGAAUUCACUACUGUGAGGAAAACCGUCAGCUGCAAGCUGCUGAGGAAAAACUAGCGCUAAAUAUUAGCAUUAAAUUACAGCUGAGGAUUAGCAAGAACAUUUCUGUCACUCUUUUUAAAAAUGCUAAUCAUAAAUCUUCCCACUUCCUGUUGUUGUUGUUGAUGAUGUUGUCUGCUUUUUUUUUUAUUUCACCUCGUAUAUUUGACAGAAACUAGCCUCUGUCCUAAAUGCUAGUCAUGCCUAAUUAGCGUUGUAUUUUAGGAGAAUGCUAGCACACAGAGCCCAUUCCAACAAAACUUCCUGAUAGUCAAAUGCUCAUAUGAAGUUAUUCUCAGUUGCAGAGUGAUCAUGUUUUUACCCACAAUGCACCAAGAGUGUUAGUUCAUUUUAAUUAAAAUGAUUAAAGUGAAUAAAAUGAAGAAAAACACACAAAAAAGCUAGCUAAAUUUACUUUAAGAUAGCAACUGAGCUGAUGUGUUUAGCGUCCCAGUAUCUUCUAUCAGGAUUUAGCUAAGUGUGCUGAUUUAAGUAGUACGCUAAUCAUGCGUGCUAAUCGCUAAUUAGCACAGCAGCUAACAGGUUACAUUAGCACAAAGUACAAAGCUUUUUUAGCGCUCUUUUGUUUGUAUUAAUGUUAAUAGCAGCUUUUUAGUUGCACGCUAGCAUUUAGGAUACAGCGCUAAGCUAACAACUUUGGAAGAGGAAGUUAGAAUGCUACGCAGUCUUAUAUAAUUAGCAUGGCUUAGCUUAGCAUAGCAUUACUGGUGUGAUUUCAUUGUAUAUGUAGUGUUUUGACUAAACAAUUUAUUUCAGCUUUGUAAAUCUUUUCUAAUGGUCAAUAAACUCAGUAUUCGUGUUUAA
This is a messenger RNA of Ictalurus punctatus (channel catfish), 1643 nucleotides long. It is a transcript of the gene fgfbp3, whose product is annotated as fibroblast growth factor binding protein 3. Bases 127 to 681 code for a protein of 184 amino acids. The record is from RefSeq and is a predicted model, not a curated record. Gene Ontology annotation, biological process: cell-cell signaling. The transcript is spliced from 2 exons. Lineage: Eukaryota; Metazoa; Chordata; Actinopteri; Siluriformes; Ictaluridae. Gene Ontology annotation, molecular function: growth factor binding.